GCGAGGCCUUCCGGGAACCUUACCCCCGCCCCUACUCUAGGCUCCGCCCCUCGGCCCGAGAUUUCCUCACUGCGCAUGUCAGACGCGCUUUUUCCUCCCCCCCCCCCCCCUCCCCCAGUCAGCAACGGGCUGUGAGGCGGCGGUGGUAGCAGCGGCGGCGGCGGCAGCGAAAGGGGCGGAGAAGAAGGAGCACGGCGGGAGAAGGCCUGAGCCGCGCGUAUUUGGGGGCCGUGGCAUUCUCACCGCGCCAGUGGUAGUGGCAGCUACCGCUGCAUCUGUAGCAGCAGGUUUGUGUGAAGAUCAGUUACUGGCACAAUGAACUGGAAUAAAGGUGGUCCAGGCACUAAACGGGGAUUUGGUUUUGGAGGUUUUGCUAUCAGUGCUGGGAAGAAAGAGGAACCCAAACUCCCACAACAGUCCCACAGUGCCUUUGGGGCAACUAGCUCUUCUUCUGGAUUUGGAAAGUCAGCUCCACCACAGCUUCCUUCUUUCUACAAAAUUGGAUCUAAGCGGGCCAACUUUGAUGAAGAAAAUGCAUACUUUGAAGAUGAGGAAGAAGACUCCAGUAAUGUUGAUUUACCUUACAUUCCUGCUGAAAACUCACCUACACGCCAGCAGUUCCAUUCCAAGCCAGCAGAUUCUGACAGUGAUGAUGAUCCCUUGGAAGCAUUCAUGGCUGAAGUGGAGGAUCAGGCAGCUAGAGAUAUGAAGAGGUUGGAAGACAAGGACAAGGAAAGGAAAAAUGUCAAGGGUAUUCGAGAUGACAUUGAAGAGGAAGAUGACCAAGAAGCUUACUUUCGGUACAUGGCAGAAAACCCAACUGCUGGUGUGGUUCAAGAAGAGGAAGAAGACAAUCUGGAAUAUGAUAGUGAUGGAAAUCCAAUUGCACCUUCCAAAAAAAUUAUCGAUCCUCUUCCUCCCAUUGAUCAUUCAGAGAUUGACUACCCACCAUUUGAAAAAAAUUUUUACAAUGAACACGAGGAGAUAACCAACCUCACUCCACAGCAGCUAAUAGAUCUUCGGCACAAGCUCAACCUACGGGUCUCUGGCGCUGCACCACCUAGACCAGGAAGUAGUUUUGCUCAUUUUGGUUUUGAUGAACAACUUAUGCACCAAAUUCGGAAGUCUGAGUAUACACAGCCCACUCCAAUACAGUGCCAGGGUGUGCCUGUGGCAUUAAGUGGUAGAGACAUGAUUGGUAUCGCCAAAACAGGCAGUGGAAAAACUGCAGCCUUUAUCUGGCCCAUGUUGAUUCACAUAAUGGACCAGAAGGAAUUGGAACCAGGUGAUGGGCCAAUUGCAGUUAUUGUUUGCCCUACUAGGGAGCUUUGCCAGCAGAUCCAUGCAGAAUGCAAGAGGUUUGGGAAGGCAUAUAAUCUUCGCUCAGUGGCAGUAUAUGGAGGAGGGAGCAUGUGGGAACAGGCCAAGGCCCUUCAGGAAGGGGCAGAGAUUGUUGUAUGUACCCCGGGUCGACUAAUUGAUCAUGUGAAGAAGAAAGCUACCAAUCUUCAAAGAGUGUCUUACCUUGUGUUUGAUGAAGCAGAUCGAAUGUUUGACAUGGGAUUCGAAUACCAGGUUCGGUCCAUAGCAAGUCAUGUUCGUCCUGACAGACAGACUCUCUUAUUCAGUGCAACUUUUCGAAAGAAGAUCGAAAAAUUGGCCAGAGACAUCUUGAUUGACCCUAUUCGAGUAGUGCAAGGAGAUAUUGGAGAGGCAAACGAAGAUGUGACACAGAUUGUAGAGAUACUCCAUUCUGGGCCUAGUAAAUGGAACUGGCUUACCCGGCGUCUGGUGGAGUUUACUUCCUCUGGGAGUGUUCUCCUGUUUGUUACUAAAAAAGCCAAUGCUGAAGAGCUAGCCAAUAACCUUAAGCAGGAGGGUCAUAAUCUUGGACUGCUCCAUGGAGACAUGGAUCAAAGUGAGAGAAACAAGGUCAUUUCUGAUUUUAAGAAGAAAGACAUCCCAGUCCUAGUGGCCACAGAUGUUGCAGCCCGUGGUCUGGACAUUCCUUCAAUUAAAACUGUCAUUAAUUAUGAUGUGGCACGAGACAUUGAUACCCAUACGCAUAGAAUUGGCCGCACUGGAAGAGCAGGUGAGAAGGGCGUGGCCUAUACCUUACUGACCCCCAAGGACAGCAAUUUUGCUGGUGACCUCGUCCGGAACUUGGAAGGGGCUAAUCAACAUGUUUCCAAGGAGCUCCUAGAUCUGGCAAUGCAGAAUGCCUGGUUUCGGAAGUCACGAUUCAAAGGAGGGAAAGGCAAAAAGCUGAACAUUGGUGGAGGAGGCUUGGGCUAUAGGGAACGUCCUGGCCUGGGCUCUGAGAACACAGACCGAGGAAAUAAUGUAAUGAGCAAUUAUGAGGCAUAUAAGCCCUCCACAGGAGCCAUGGGAGAUCGGCUAACAGCAAUGAAAGCAGCUUUUCAGUCGCAGUACAAGAGUCACUUUGUUGCAGCCAGCUUAAGUAAUCAGAAGGCUGGAAGCUCUGCUGCUGGGGCAAGUGGAUGGACUAGUGCAGGAAGCUUGAAUUCUGUUCCAACUAAUUCAGCACAACAGGGUCCCAACAGUCCUGACAGCCCUGUCACUGGUGUCACAAAAAGCAUGCCAGGCUUUAGCAAUACUGGGAACAUCAGCAGUGCACCGGUGACCUACCCUUCCAUCGGAGCCCAAGGAGUUAACAACACAGCUUCAGGGAAUAAUAGUCGAGAAGGGAUUGGGGGUGGCAAUGGGAAAAGAGAGAGGUAUACAGAGAACCGGGCUGGUGGCCGUCAUAGCCAUGGAGAGAGUGGCAAUCGGCAUGGUGAUAGCCCCCGUCAUGGAGAUGGUGGUCGCCACGGAGAUGGAUACCGUUACACAGAAAGCAGCCGGCACACUGACAGCCAUCGGCAUGGAGAGAACAGGCAUGGAGGAAAUGCAGGCCGGCAUGGUGAGGGUCGGGGAGCAAAUGAUGGCCGAAACGGAGAAAGCAGGAAAGAAAGUUGUAAUCGUGAAAGCAAGGUGGACCCCAAGAUGGACAACAGCAAGAUAGACAGUAAGACAGAUAAGACAGCUGAUGGUUUCGCUGUCCCAGAACCACCCAAACGCAAGAAAAGUCGAUGGGACAGUUAGAGGGUAUGUGCCACAGAGUGAAAUCAGUUGUCUUUCAUUUUAUUUUUAGAAAGAUUUUGGUAACUAGGUGUCUCAGGGCUGGGUUGGGGUCCAAGGAAUAAGGACCCCUUGCUCCUAAUGGAGAAUUGGAGUGUAGAGACAUUAUGCCUUCAUCUGAAUAACUGUUCAGAUGUUUCCUUGGGAAGCUGCUUUAUUUAGUCCUGGCAUGCAAUGAGAGCUGGGAAGCUUCUGCUGGCUCUGAGUGAGUUGUUAGAAGGGUUAAGUGGGAAAUACUUUGGAAGAAAGAGCCUUAUAGGGCACAAGACUCACUCUAGGUUUGUAAGUAGCUUAUAUUUUUUACUAAAAUGUCACCUUGUAAACAUCUAUAAAUCCAAUUCCUUUUCUUAGUUGUUUGGCCAGGCAGUCCCCAUUUUAGGAGUUGGCUUCUGCAAACCCAACCCAUUGAACUGAAGGACUAUUUGAGAAGCCAUUUGGUGCUUUCAGAUGUUUGCAGGGAAAGGAGCUACCCAAUGCUCAGGUUCCCCAGCCAGGUUUGUAUCCAACCCUGAGACAUGUAGGAAGAAGCCACCUUCCACAACCAGGCUUUGAGAAUCUCAGAGCCAGUAUGAUUGAAGGGAAAAGAUGAUCCUGGAAAGAAUUCUAGGAUUGCUCCAGGUCUGAGGCAUCGUUAAUAAAAAUGAAAAAAGAGAAAACCAACAACAGCUUUUAAAGUGUCUAUCUCAUUGUAUUUUUUUUUAAACUUACCCCAAUGGUAGUCUUUUGCUGAAAUGAUUCUGAUGAUUUUUGUUCUAUCUUGUUUAUAAAAAGAAAAGAAAUAUACAAACUUUGAAUUUUGUGACUUUGUGAAGGUUUCUUUUAAGAUGUGCAUUCCUUUCCUGCUUGCUCUCUAGUAAAUGUUUUACUACUGGGACCUGCGGACUGUUUGUUAUUUCUACCUUAUAGUAAUGCAUAAAUUAUGAUUGGAACAGUGUAGCACAUGGUGUGAAACGUGGGGAAGUGUUUGCUUAAUUAAACUGUCAGUAAAGA
Messenger RNA from Dipodomys spectabilis (banner-tailed kangaroo rat), 4131 nucleotides. It is a transcript of the gene Ddx42, whose product is annotated as DEAD-box helicase 42. Bases 316 to 3105 code for a protein of 929 amino acids. The record is from RefSeq and is a predicted model, not a curated record. The transcript has 18 exons. NCBI's taxonomy places the organism in Eukaryota, Metazoa, Chordata, Mammalia, Rodentia, Heteromyidae. Gene Ontology annotation, molecular function: ATP binding; nucleic acid binding; RNA helicase activity.